Molecule: messenger RNA, 1287 nt
Organism: Condylostylus longicornis
Lineage: Eukaryota; Metazoa; Arthropoda; Insecta; Diptera; Dolichopodidae
Product: female-specific protein transformer
Exons: 5
Coding region: 129-1130 (333 amino acids)
Source: RefSeq, a predicted model, not a curated record
AAUCACAGAGCAUACUAUAGCGGCAUCGCUUUUUUACUUUUUACUUUAUUAAGUUAAACUUAUGAUAUAAAAGUGUGUGAAUUUUAUAAACUUAGUAUUAAAAAAAUAUAGAUUUGAAAAUUGUUUAAAUGAACAAACAAAAAGAGAUUUCUAGGAAUCGUGCUACUGAAAAUGAAGUGUUUUCUACUUCAACGCUAGACAAGCAUUCAACAUCAACAGGCAAACACACAAUCAAUAAAACGGCUAGCUCCACCAGGCAACCGACGAAAUGUGCAAAACAUUCUAUAGAUUCUGAUGAAAUUGUUAUAUCCCGAAGAUAUGAUGAAGGAAAUAAACCACCUUGUGUACAGCAAGUUUUGAACACUAGUGAUUAUAAGUCUACUCAAAAAUCUUGUUUCAGAAAGGGUUUUUCUUCUUCGUCGUCAAGUAGUCCUGAACGUUACCGCGAUACUGAAAAAAAUAUAAAUAAUCAAAAAAGGGAGAGAAACUUUAAGUCAUCAAGUCCAGAAAAACGAAGAAGCACAAAGAAAGAAAAAAUACCGUAUUUUGCAGAUGAAAAACGAGAGGAAGAACGGUUGGAACGGAAAUGGAAACUAAGUGCGAAAAAAAUUAAAAAAGAAAAGCACAAUCGAGAAAGUAAAGAUAAAAUAAGCGAUAGAAAAUCUCCACGAUCUUAUAGAAGGAGCCGGAGUAAUUCAAGACAACGUUCACACCACAGAAAGCGUCGACGUAGUAGUGAUCGCCAUCGUAGAUCUAGAAGCAUAUCAUAUAGACGAACGAGAAGCAGGACAAGAUCAAGAUCAAGAUCAAGAGAUAAAUAUAGAAUGAGAAAUGCAUCUGUUAUGCCUUCUAUGUUUCCUGUGAUGAUUGCAACACCAAGUUCAUCUGAUUAUUUUUAUGGGACGCCAAAUUGGAUGCCACCAAUUGUUCCAAUCGCUCCACAGAGAUUUCCUGGCUUCAUACCAAGAUUUCCUGGUUCUAUAAUGACACCUUUUGCGCCAAUGGCUGUUGUUCCACGGUAUCCGCUCCCUGUUCAUAAUUCCAGAUAUCAUCCACAUACAAUACGUCAGCCAAGAUCACAAAGAUUUAAAGCCCCGAACAGAGGCUUCCAUCGACCUAGGUGUCCUUAAUUGAAAUUAUAUAUUCAGGAUAAGAAUAUUACUUUUAUAUAGAAAAAAUUAAAUUUUUGUGAUUUUUGAUUUAAGUUUUCAUCUAUAAGUUUCACGUGAUCUUUGCAUAAUUAGUAAGAAAAAAAAAAUAAGAAAUAAAUUCAAUUUACUUCAACAA